AUGCUAAUAGAGCUGUGUCUAUACACUCUGGGGAACCUGACUGCAGAGAGUGAAGCUGUUCGGAAGCAGCUAUUGGCACAGGGCAUCAUCCCAGCACUGGCCUCCUGUAUACAGUCACCUCAUGCAGCAGUGGUGGAAGCCGUGGGCUACACACUCUCCCAGCUUUUACAGGCUAAAGAAGCACCUGAGAAAAUUAUACCGUCAGUCUUAGAGUCUGGUGUAACGUCCCAUCUGCUGAGGUUGCUGCAGUCUGAUUCAGAGUUUGGGAUUGGGGCAGCAAUUGAGUGUGCCUGGUGUCUGCACUACAUUAUCUCAAGCAAUGCAAACACAAACCUUCUGAUGGUUCAAGGUGCUGUUUCAAAGUGCACAUCCCUGCUAGUAGCACUAGGUGGAGCUGUAGCGUCAGGCACUGCAACAGAGGGAAUGGAUCUGGUGAUUUCUCCUGUGCUCCGUUGUCUUGGAAACCUGCUGGCCAAUCACGGGAUGGAGAGCUGCAGAGAGCAGAUGAGGGACAGCAGAGUGCUGGUGGCGCUGUGUGCUUUCAUCCAGGGCUUUUUACAGCAACGUCCAUCUGUGGCACGGGAAAGCCUGUGGGUCAUCAACAACCUCACAGCUGACGAUCCUGUAUUCUGCUCGGCUGUGUUUUACCUGAACCUGGUACCUGUGUUCAUGCAGCUUCUCCCUUUCUCCAAGGGAAUAAAUAUCAUGGUCCUCAGAUUGCUGUGUAACAUUGCGGAGAAAGGGCCUGUGUACUGCCAGCAGCUGCAGCAACGAGAGAUCUUCUCUGCACUCCAUGCAACCCUCAGAAUGGCCGAACCCAAAGUAUUCCGUCUCAGUUUGGAACUGCUCCACAUUAUUGUGGCAAGCAUUCCGCAGGUGGCUGAUGAGUUUACUGAGAAGGGAAUCUCAGCUCUAGAGGCCAUUCAGUACAACAGUGAUGAGGAGAUCCGACUGCGAGCUAGUUACAUAUUAGACCGCUACCUUCAUAAGCACAGCCAGGUAGGGCUCCAACACAAGACAUCCCAUUUAAAACAGGUUUAUUCUGAUAGCAUUGAUUAG
Acipenser ruthenus (sterlet) is the source of this 1059-nucleotide messenger RNA. Its product is annotated as transmembrane and coiled-coil domain-containing protein 6-like. Gene Ontology annotation, molecular function: protein binding. Lineage: Eukaryota; Metazoa; Chordata; Actinopteri; Acipenseriformes; Acipenseridae. The transcript has 10 exons. The coding region runs from base 1 to 1059 and encodes 352 amino acids. The record is from RefSeq and is a predicted model, not a curated record.